AUGGAGGACGAUAACAAUCAUCUCGAUUACAUCCCACUUGUCUCUUUCAAUGGGACCAAACCAUUCGGUGGUGAUUCGGUCUCUCAGAACCUGAAUAUUUGGUACGAGGUAAGAUCCGACCUGUUUGUUCACAUGUAACCUCUUUUUACGGCUACUUGCCUUGCAAUUAAAUGGUUACAUGUUUCUAACCGGUACUGCUAGAGCGGCAAUUAUGCCUGGGUCAUGAUCUCGACUGCGCUUGUUCUCCUGAUGAUCCCCGGUGUCGGAUUCUUCUAUUCGGGGCUCGCGAGAAGAAAAUCGGCCCUUUCUCUCAUUUGGUUGUCGAUGAUGGCAACCGCUGUAGUUAGCUUUCAGGUUCGUUCAAGUUUUUAUGCCCGGGCUUUGGUUUGAUUUUGGUAUGGGAAACGAUCUGACUUGGGUUGGGGCUUUAGUGGUUUUUUUGGGGUUACAGUCUGGCCUUCUCGCAUACCGGUGGUAAAUUUAUUGGGAAUCUUGACAACUUUGGUUUCAGGGGGCUUCUUGGUCACCCUUCUGUCGCGAGUGACAAAAUUCCGGAUCUGUUGUUUGCUGUUUAUCAGGGAAUGUUCUCCGCCAUCACGUAUGUACUUUUCCCGCCGAGCUGUUGUGUGUGCGUGUUUAUUGUGGGAAUUUGCUGUUUUCUGAUUUGGGGAUCGCUUUAGUGUUGCUCUAGCUAUUGGUGCCGCUGCGGAGAGAGGACGUAUGUUGCCUUGUGUGGUUUUCAUGUUUGUAUGGGCUACUUUGAUUUACGACCCUAUCGCAUGCUGGACGUGGAAUCCUUCGGGAUGGUCGGUGAAGAUGGGUGGGUUGGAUUUUGCCGGUGGAACACCGGUUCAUAUUUCAUCCGGAUCCGCUGCCUUGGCCUACUCUUUGAUGCUGGGAAAGCGACGAGGCCAUGGAACUCACGAAUUAAACUACCGCCCGCACAACGUCACUCAUAUCGUUCUCGGGACAGUUUUCCUGUGGGUUGGAUGGUUUGGAUUUAACGGGGGAUCCGCUCUUGCUGCCAACUUGAGAGCCGUUAUGGCUUGCGUUGUCACUAACUUGGCGGCAUCUGUUGGAGGAAUUACUUGGUGUCUUCUCGAUUACCGAUUGGAGCAAAAGUGGUCAACUGUGGGAUUCUGUUCGGGAGUCAUUGCUGGGCUGGUUUCUAUUACCCCCGGAUCAGGAUUUGUGAGUCUUUUUUUUUUUUUUGUUGAAGAGUGUCGUGUGGGUUAUGCUGAUUAUUCACAGGUUCCCCCAUGGGCUGCUGUUAUUUACGGCGUUGUCGGUGGAGCCGCAUGCAACUAUGCUACGAAGCUCAAGUUUGUUAUUGGUGUCGAUGAUGCUUUGGAUAUCUUCGCUGAGCACGGUGUCGGGGGUAUUGUCGGAAAUAUUCUGACGGCCUUCUUCGCGGCGUACGUUUUGAAACUUUUUUUUCUUCCAAAACCUUAUCAGGCUGGCGCUAACAUAUCUCAUGCAGUGAUUACAUUGCAAAUCUUGACGGUUCAUAUCUUGACGAUCCCUCCUCGAUUCCCAGAGGUUGGGUAAACGGCCAUUACGAGCAACUUGGAUAUCAGGUUGCGGACUCUGUUGCGGGUUUCGUUUACUCUUUCGGGGGCACUUGCAUCAUCCUCUUUAUCAUGAAUCUUAUUCCUGGGCUGAGCCUCCGUGCUACUGAGGAGGCCGAGGUUCUUGGUAUUGAUGAUGCUGAACUUGGGGAAUUCGCGGUAUGUGUUCCCGCUUCCAUCCUGAAUGUUUCCAGAACUAAUGGAUCUAUAGUAUGACUAUGUUGAGCUUACCCGCGAGGUUAUCUCUGAGGACGAUACUGUACCAAAGAUGUCAUCGGAUAACGGUCCGAGUGUACAACGGCCUAAUAUCUCUGAGAAGGCCAGAUGAAGCCUUGUUGUAACCUCUUUUCGUUUGUCCGUGGCUUCUUUCUUGGGUUUCUUUUUCUUGUUUCUUUCCCGUUGCUUUUGGCGAGCUGUGAUUCCUGGACUUCAACUACUCGUACCUGUCAAGGAAAGGGGGGGGGGGGGGGUUGGCACCGAAAGUAGGAAUGGGAGUUUAGUCAGUCCCGGUGAUCAGCCCUCCCCAUAUUCCCUAUUCCCUAAUUACUUGUUUAGGGGGGCUGUUUUGUUCCUUCCGGUAGGGGUGUGAUUUGGGUUAAUGAUGGGCCCCAAUACGCUCUUGUUUCUCUCUCUUUUCUCUCUGGGUGCGGUUGUUAUGUCUGCUUUUGUUCAUAUGAUUUUUUAAAAAAUUUCACAGCUUUUGUUUGGUCA
Molecule: messenger RNA, 2279 nt
Organism: Tuber aestivum (summer truffle)
Lineage: Eukaryota; Fungi; Ascomycota; Pezizomycetes; Pezizales; Tuberaceae
Source: the annotation of a GenBank genome assembly